AUGCCCCCCAAGAGCGGAAAAGCCGAACUCCGAGCAUGCCUCGUAUGCUCCAUCUUGCAGUCUACCAACGACUUUCUUACCCAAGGGUGUCCCAAUUGUGAAGAUAUCCUCGAGAUGAGAGGAUCAUCGGACCGUGUGGCAGAAUGCACAAGUCUGUUGUACGACGGAAUGAUUGCGAUGAUUGAACCGACCGAGAGCUGGGUUGCUAGAUGGCAACGUAUAGAUAAACGGAUGCGAGGUAUUUACGCCGUACGCGUGACAGGUCGGGCACCACCAGAUGUCAUUGAAGCUAUCGAGUCUAGAGGAGGUAUUUACAGGCCGAGAGAUGCCGUGGAAGAUUAA
This is a messenger RNA of Cryptococcus wingfieldii CBS 7118, 342 nucleotides long. Its product is annotated as transcription elongation factor SPT4. The record is from RefSeq and is a predicted model, not a curated record. The transcript is spliced from 3 exons. Gene Ontology annotation, biological process: positive regulation of DNA-templated transcription, elongation; mRNA processing; regulation of transcription elongation by RNA polymerase II. Lineage: Eukaryota; Fungi; Basidiomycota; Tremellomycetes; Tremellales; Cryptococcaceae. Gene Ontology annotation, molecular function: zinc ion binding; RNA polymerase II complex binding. Gene Ontology annotation, cellular component: nucleus; DSIF complex. The coding region runs from base 1 to 342 and encodes 113 amino acids.